Molecule: messenger RNA, 1885 nt
Organism: Urocitellus parryii (Arctic ground squirrel)
Lineage: Eukaryota; Metazoa; Chordata; Mammalia; Rodentia; Sciuridae
Gene: Rasl11b
Product: RAS like family 11 member B
Molecular function (GO): GTPase activity; GTP binding
Source: RefSeq, a predicted model, not a curated record
UCUGCCCUCUCGGUUCUGUGCCCGGUUCCCUGCAUUUCUUACUUUUUAAUUUGUUUUCUUUACCGCGGAGCGCCCCGUCCGCGCCCACUCCUGCACUGCGCCGACCUCCUCCCGCCCCGCAAGUCCGGUCCCGCGCGCGUGGUGCAGCCCCGGCUGGAGCGGCGAUGCGCCUCAUCCAGAACAUGUGCACCAUAGCCGAGUACCCUGCCCCCGGCAGCGCCUCUGCCGCCGAUUGUUGCCUAGGGGCCGCCGGCCGCAGGCUGGUCAAGAUCGCCGUGGUGGGAGCCAGCGGCGUGGGCAAGACCGCUCUGGUGGUCCGGUUCCUCACCAAACGAUUCAUUGGUGACUACGAAAGAAACGCAGGUAAUCUCUAUACCAGACAAGUCCAGAUAGAAGGUGAAACCCUGGCGAUUCAAGUUCAGGAUACUCCAGGUAUUCAGGUCCACGAGAAUGGCCUGAGUUGCAGUGAACAGCUGAAUCGGUGCAUUCGCUGGGCAGACGCCGUGGUGAUUGUUUUCUCUAUUACUGACCACAAGAGCUAUGAACUCAUUGGCCAGCUCCAUCAGCAUGUCCAGCAGCUCCAUCUGGGCACCCGGCUGCCUGUGGUGGUCGUGGCCAACAAAGCUGACCUAUUGCACAUCAAGCAGGUUGACCCUCAGCUUGGACUUCAGCUGGCCAGUGUGCUGGGCUGUUCCUUCUAUGAAGUGUCUGUCAGUGAAAAUUACAAUGAUGUCUACAAUGCUUUCCAUGUCCUAUGCAAAGAAGUGAGUCACAAACAGCAGCCCAGCAGCACACCGGAGAAACGAAGAACCUCUCUCAUUCCCAGGCCCAAGUCACCAAACAUGCAGGACCUGAAGAGGAGGUUCAAGCAAGCUCUCUCUGCCAAAGUGAGAACUGUCACCUCUGUCUGAAGCAGGCCACUCCAGGGGAUUUGGUGUUCCCGGGAAGAGGGCCUGAGGUUCUUCCAGUGCAGGAAUGUUGGAUGUUGGAUGUAGUUCAUGGUUCCAGAAAGGGCUGGAGCAGAGGUGCCCAGAGGGCCUAAGGAACUGCUACAGAAAAGGAAGUGUUGUUUGGAGCAGGGGAUAGGAGGACAGAUGGAUGAGGCUUGAGUGAGCCCAUCGAGCCGCUCUGAAUUAUGUGACAUAUACUGUGUCUUUCCCUUUCGAGUGAAGAGGGGAGCAGACUGGCUUUGGCUUUUGUUCUUUGCCUUGUAAAUGAUGGUCAGUUGUAGUUUCACCAAAUAUAUUGAUGUGAUUAAUAGUGGGAAGGAAAGAACAAAUUAAGCAUUCACAGCACCCCCCCCCCCUUUUUUUCUUUCUCCCCCUCCCCCUUUCCUGUUGGAUCAGUAUGAUUUGCAUUUUUGGAACACCCUUCCUUACAGAAUACCUUUCAAACUUGAAGGAUACCCAGAUUUCUUUAAGAACAAGGAGGAGGCUCCCCCACCACCACCCCAUACACACACACAAAAGGUGGAGUUUAUGGGCCAAAAUAUUCUGUAUACAGACAGCGUAAGCUGUGGUUUUCAGGAAGGUGCUGGCUCUCCUGACACAGAAUGGGCAUGCCUGGUUGGACAUGUGUGAAUAGCUGUGAACUCAAAACAACCGAAACCCAGACAGACUAAUUGUGAGACUGUGUAGUUUGGUUUUUUUUUUUUUUUUUUUAACUGUUGCUUGAAGUACACAGAAACAAAACUUGUCAAUUGAUUUUGGUGUGAUUCAAUUCAGUGGCUCACGGCAAUGACGUUAGGUUGAUUCCUCAGCCUGGCUGAAUCGUGGCUUUGGGUGGCUAACGUACAAAACACUAUGUUGCAGAAAGUGACCAGAUGCCGUGGCUACCCACCAAAUCCCCUACCACAGAUGCACUUUAAAAAGCCACUCAUGUUUUG